CAGCAGCAUGAGGAGGCGGUAUAGGGGCCCAUGGCAGAUUAGGGGCCUGGCAGCAGCUAUGGGAGGCCCGUAAUCUGCCAGCACCCUAUGACAAAAAAUGGAACACACCAGCAGUGUGAGGAGACCUGAAAGUGGCACAUGGCAGAGUGUGGCGAUGGAGACAGCAGCAAUGGGAGGCCCCCGUAAUCUGCCAGCACCCUAUGUCAAAAAAUGGAACACACCAGCAGUGUGUGAGGAGACCUGAAAGUGGCACAUGGCAGAGUGUGGCGAUGGAGACAGCAGCAAUGGGGAGGCCGUACAGGGACCCAUGAGAGAACUCUGGACCUGGCAGCAGCAUGA
Messenger RNA from Staurois parvus, 339 nucleotides. NCBI's taxonomy places the organism in Eukaryota, Metazoa, Chordata, Amphibia, Anura, Ranidae. The record is from the annotation of a GenBank genome assembly.